Molecule: messenger RNA, 1161 nt
Organism: Humulus lupulus (European hop)
Lineage: Eukaryota; Viridiplantae; Streptophyta; Magnoliopsida; Rosales; Cannabaceae
Exons: 1
Coding region: 1-1161 (386 amino acids)
Molecular function (GO): zinc ion binding
Source: RefSeq, a predicted model, not a curated record
AUGGGGUUUAAAACAUAUAUUCGCCCAGUUAUAUGUGUAGAUGGAACCUUCUUGACUACUCGGUGUGGAGGUACUUUGUUAUGUGCCAUGGGACAAGAUGCUAACAAGCAAAUAUAUCCAAUUGCAUUUUCAGUAGUUGACUCAGAGAAUAAUGACUCAUGGUUGUAUUUUCUACUGAGGUUGAAGGAAGCGAUUGGUGAAGUGGAGAAUCUAGUAUUCGUGUCUGAUAGACAUACUAGUAUAGCAGGUGCGUUGACUAAAAUUUUUCCUGAGGCACACCACGGUGCUUGUAUACAUCAUGUUAGCAUGAAUAUCCGUGCGAAGUUCAAAACUGACCAUUGCCAUGAAGAAUUCUUCCUUGCAGUGAAAGCUUAUAGAAAGCGAGAGUUUUUACGCCAUUUUGAGAAGAUUAAAUUCAAAGAUCUUGCAAUUGCUCAAUACUUAGAGAAUCAAGUGGGUUUUGAAAAGUGGGCUCGUUCUUUCUUUCCUGGUCAUCGAUAUAAUUUAAUGACUACAGGUAUUGCCGAAAGCUGGAACAAUGUCAUUGCUGAGGCACGUGGGUGGCCAAUUACUUGUCUCAUGGAAUUUAUGAGGCACACUUUACAAAAAUGGUUUUUCGAGCGUCGAACUGCAGCAUCAGCGGCUACAAGUCCUCUUGCCACAGAAGUGGAAGCUGAUUUGCGAAAGUUAGCAGACAAGUCCACUACCUCGUUCUCUUUUCCGUCUAGUCAGUAUGAAAUAACAGUAUUGGAUGGUGAUCUUGAUGGAGAUGUCGACCUGAGGAGGAAAACAUGUAGUUGUAGAAGAUUUGAUUUGACAGGUCUUCCUUGUGAACACGCUCUAGCUGGUGCUCGAGAUCGUGGCAUUAGUCCAUAUAGUUUAUGCUCCAGAUUCUACACAGUUGAAGCGUGGUUGUCAUCCUAUGGUGGAUCUGUAUAUACGCUGGGUAAUGAAGAAUCUUGGGUGAUACCAAAUGACAUAGGAAGUAUGAUGAUAGCUCCUCCUUUAGUGAAGCAGAAGGCUGGUCGUCCAAAGAAGAAACGACGUUUAUCAAAGGGUGAGAAGAAUAGAAAACAACAUAGAUGUAGUAGAUGUGGUGUCCUGGGCCACAAUCGAGUGACGUGCACCACUGUUUGUCCCCCGCCGUCUAGACAUGCUUAG